Molecule: messenger RNA, 312 nt
Organism: Penicillium antarcticum
Lineage: Eukaryota; Fungi; Ascomycota; Eurotiomycetes; Eurotiales; Aspergillaceae
Exons: 2
Coding region: 1-312 (103 amino acids)
Source: RefSeq, a predicted model, not a curated record
AUGCACGACUGGUUCGCGCCGAUAGAUACACCUACUGAGCGAAAACUGAUCCUCAAGCUCGAUGGAUUGAUCAUUGUCUUCGUCUUCCUGGCGUAUUGGGCUAAGGUCCUUCAUUCGUCCGCAACGAGUACCGCAUAUAUGACCCGCUGCCCGGUCAACUAUUUCCUCCCAGCAGCCGACCUAAUCUGGGGAGUCUUGACCUUGGCACAAUACAAGGCAAGUAACGUCACUAGGCUCUACGCCCUGCGCUUCUUUGUGGGGACGCUUGGUGGCUUCUUCUUCUCGGCUGUGGAAUGGUACCUUGGAAGUUGA